AUGCUGACCGCAUCUCUUCGAGCCAGGUCAUCGGCCGUGAGUCGCUCGGCCUUUGUCGCCAGCACUCUGCCGACGCGCACUUUUGCCUCGAGCGCAUCGCGCUACAUUCAGUCGUCCAAAGUGUAUCCGUCAGCCGAUGAGGCGGUCAAGGACAUCAAGGCCGGUUCUACACUGCUUUCGGCAGGCUUUGGGCUGUGCGGAACACCGGAGACGCUCAUCAAGGCAAUCAGCCGUCACCCGCACAUUAACGACCUCACCGUCGUCUCGAACAACGCGGGCACAGGUGAUUUUGGCCUCGGCAAGCUGCUGAGGUCGAAGCAGAUCCGCAAGAUGGUUUCAUCGUUCAUUGGCGGCAACAAGUACUUUGAAUCGCAGUACCUAACGGGCCAGGUGUCGCUGCAGCUCACGCCGCAGGGGACGCUCGUCGAGAAGUGCCGUGCGGGCGCGUUUGGUAUUCCCGCUUUCUACACUCCCACGGGCUAUGGCACCGCUGUGCAGACGGGUGAUCUUGUGGUGCGCUACAAGCAACGCGAAGAGGGCAGCAAGGAGCCGCUCGAGGCGGCCGAGAUGGCAAAACCCAAGGAGGAGCGUUCGUUCAACGGGCGAAACUACAUCCUCGAGGAAUCCAUCUACGGCGACGUCGCCAUCAUCCACGCGUGGAAGGUCGACGAAGCAGGUAACGCCGUCUUCCGCUAUGCUGCCAACAACUUCAGCGCUCCCUUCGGAAAGAACGCCAAAAUCACCAUCGUAGAGGCCGAAGAAAUCGUCCCCACGGGAACGCUCAAGCCGGACGAGAUCCACCUGCCGGCGAUCUUUGUCGACCGCAUCGUCAAGUCGGAGCACGAGAAGCAGAUUGAGGUCAAGACGGUCUCGGACGCGCCCAAGGCGACCAAGAGCGGCGAUGCGGCGGAUGCGGCCAAGCAGGCGGCCAAGGAACGUCGUGUCCGCAUCGCCAAGCGCGCCGCCAAGGAAGUCAAGGAUGGCGAUUACAUUAACCUGGGUGUCGGCAUGCCGUCGCUCGUGCCCAACUACCUGCCCGAAGGCGUCAGCGUCGUGCUGCACUCUGAAAACGGUAUUCUCGGCAUGGGCCCAUACCCCAAGACCUCGGAGUUGGACGCAGACAUCGUCAACGCAGGCAAGGAGACCGUCACGCUGCUGCCCGGCGCCUCGACCUUCGACUCGAGCGAGUCGUUCGGCAUGAUCCGCGGCGGCCACAUCAACGUCACCAUGCUCGGCGCACUCCAGGUCGGCGCCAACGGCGACCUCGCCAAUUACAUGAUCCCCGGCAAAAAGGUCUCGGGCGUCGGAGGUGCCAUGGACCUCGUCUCCAACCCGAGCAACACCAAGGUCGUCGUCGUCUCGGACCACGUCGACAAGAACGGCCGCAGCAAGAUCGUCGCCGACUGCAAACUGCCCUUGACCGGAUCCAGAUGUGUCUCGAGAAUCGUCACGGACCUGUGUGUGUUUGACGUCGACAGAGUCGGCGACAACGGCCUCACUCUCAUCGACCUCCAGGAGGGCGUCACCGUCCAGGAGGUCCGGGAGAAGACCGACGCCCCCUUCCACCUCGGCCCCGGCAUCAAGGAGUAG
Messenger RNA from Sporisorium graminicola, 1590 nucleotides. RefSeq lists its product as uncharacterized. NCBI's taxonomy places the organism in Eukaryota, Fungi, Basidiomycota, Ustilaginomycetes, Ustilaginales, Ustilaginaceae. The record is from RefSeq and is a predicted model, not a curated record. The coding region runs from base 1 to 1590 and encodes 529 amino acids. Gene Ontology annotation, biological process: ketone body catabolic process. The transcript has a single exon. Gene Ontology annotation, molecular function: succinyl-CoA:3-oxo-acid CoA-transferase activity.